Molecule: messenger RNA, 1759 nt
Organism: Asparagus officinalis (garden asparagus)
Lineage: Eukaryota; Viridiplantae; Streptophyta; Magnoliopsida; Asparagales; Asparagaceae
Exons: 12
Coding region: 341-1603 (420 amino acids)
Source: RefSeq, a predicted model, not a curated record
ACCCGAAUUCAAUUCAAUCAAGCAAUUCAAUCAAGCAAGCAGAAGCCAGCGGUGUUGGAAAAAACUCAACUUUUCUCCUCUUUUUGAAAAGUUCCGAUUUUUGGGCACCAUCUGGACUCUCUUGCUCACUCUGAAUCCCUCUCGGUUCCAGCUUGCUCAAUUCUACUGCUCAUUCUCAUCAAAUUCUGCAAAUUUUCGCUUUUUAUUCGAUUUUUUUUAGGUUAAUUUCGUGCCAGCGUCGAGUUUCUAGGGCUUUGGAAACGAAAUGAGAUUUGGCUUCGGUGUAAUUCUCUCACUUCAGGUAAAAUUAUAUUAGUGUGGAAAAGUUCCGGGCAAGGGUAUGGGGUGCUUAGUAUCGACUUCAAGAGAUACAGGUGGGUUCAGAAGAAGGCCUAGAAAUGUUGGGGAAUUGGCUGUUUUUGUGCCAGGGCUGCGAAUCCCUAGAAGUGUGGAUUUCUCUUUGUCAUUGGGUAAUAGUUUGUCAAAGAGUUUAAUCGAUCGUCUCUCAUCUCUGAGGACUAGAAUAGUUGUCAUGGCCGCUCAAGAGGCACCAGUAGCAAUAAAACCAAGGCGGAGAACAGCUACUCAACAUGGAGGUUCAACAUUAGCUGAUCUUCUGCAAGCUCUUGAAGACUACUUACCAAUUCUUUUGGGAUUGGUUAAGGAUGGAAGUGAAUUAACAAACAAGGUGCAGUUCGUUUGGGUCAACCAAGAGGAUGAUGCAGAGGAAACAGGCAUAUCAAAUGCUUGGUACGAGGUGCUUUCAGUUCUACAUUUGUUGGCUAUGCUGUGUUUCUCUGACGCAAACUCAUCGCUUCUUCCUAAACCAUCAGCUGAUGGUUAUCAGCCAAAGGUACUUGAAGCAAGCAGACGUGUUGCAGUUGAUGCUUUAUUAAAAGCAGCAGGAUAUCUGGAUUGUGCAACUCGGCAUGUUCUUCCACAAAUCCCUCCUGCAAUCAGGGAGGUUCUUCCAAUAGAUUUACAAGAAGGAAAACUGCAAGCUUUUUGCAUGCAGGCAUUGGGGCAGGGCAUUGAUAUUCAACUUGGGAUGGCAAUUGACAGUCCAAAGGCCACAUUAGCAGUGAAAAGAAGAUUGGCAUGUGAGAUGUUUAAGUGCUGGCAACAGGCACAAGAUAGCAUCACAAGGCUUCCUAUCUCCGAUGGUUGGGCAGAAAAACAUCGGGCUUUUAUUAAAUGGAAAUAUGUCGAGGCUAAGGCUGCUGCCUAUUAUUAUCAUGGCAUGAUCCUUGAUGAGGGGAAUACAGAAAGAUCCCAUGGAAUGGCGGUUGCCGCAUUGCAAGCAGCAGAGGAGUUUCUUAAAGAAAGCAAAAAAUCAUGCGAAGCUUUCAACUCCAUGCCUCCUACAUCGAGGAAUCCACCCCUCUGGGGGUCAAUGAAGUAUCUUUCUGAGAAAAUCCCCAAAGAUGCUUCAAGCAAGGUUCACAUCAACAAAGACCUGUACAAUCAUGAACGGAUCUUAGAGAAAACACCGGCACUGCCUGAUUUUGCUGUUGCUCUUAAACCUGAUGAUUACCAACUUCCAGCAUUGGAUCCUUCAUGGAAUGCAGAGGAAAACCAACCGUACAAAGCCCAGAGAAUAUGAUACAUUGAAGGAUCCAGCAUUAGUCUUUACAAUGAGUGCAGUAGUUUGAUGUGAAUUCUAUUUAUUUUUCUUUACACGUUAUUCUCGUCGUAUAUUCCUUUGGUUGCUGGAGAGUUUUGUUGUGUACAAGAUUUUUAUGUUGCAUGUAAAAUUCAA